GGCUGCAGGAGGUAUCGGGCAAGAAGUCGUCUACUCGUUUGCCGAGGCUGGUGUGAAGGGUAUCUUGCUAGCUGAUAUCAGCACCGAAGGCGUUGAGGAGACUACGAGGAAGGCAAAAACCCUAGCUUCGAACCCCUCGUGUCGCUGCAUUGCUACUACAGUUGACGUCACGAGCAUCAAGUCCGUUGUAGAUAUGAUCGAUCUGAUGGUGAAGGAGUUUGGCAGAAUCGACUACUGCGUAAACGCAGCUGGUAUUGACACAGCUGUCUACUGCCCAAUGGACCAGACGGAACCUGAUGACUUCGAUCGAGUCAUGGCGAUUAAUACCAGAGGGGUGUUCUUUGUGAUUCGGGAAGUGGCGAGGGUGAUGAAGUCCCAGGAGCCGAUGGUAGUCAAUCUCGGUCGACACGGCAAUCGGGAUGUAGGCCGUGGCUCCAUCGUCAAUGUCUCUUCGACAAUGGCAGUCGUUGCGGUCGAGGGCAAGGUUUCAUAUGCGACUUCGAAACACGCCAUUACCGGCAUCACUAGGGCUGCGGUGAUGGACUAUAAAUCUUUUGGUAUCCGUACGAAUCAAGUGUGUCCAAUCUGGGUGAGGACGCCAAUGUUCGCGGAGGAAUGCCGUAAAGUUCCCCAGACACAACAGAUGGUAGAGGCUCUGUCAUCAGCCAAGAGACCAAUCGAGCCCGACGAGGUCGCUGCCGCUUGUUUAUACCUAUGUACCACUGGUGCUGUAGCCGUGAAUGGCCUUACCUUGACAAUCGACACAGGGCUUACGGCAGGGCCGAUGGUCAUCGCAGCUUAAGCCCUUGAGAUAGCGGUUUAGCAUUUUUGGUAAGCAUAAAGUCGAUACUGUUGGGGAGGAGGCAAGAAUGUGACGCAUAAAGUAAUUUGAAAAUAUAGAAGACUUCGCUUGAAAGGCUGAUCCAGUGUUGGUGGAUAUGAUGUUGCUGAUACAGGGAUGUCAUGUAACUAGAGAAAAAAAGCGAAAGAUAGGGGAAAAUGAUCAGUGGACUUGUGUGGUAACAGUGUAUAUCAGAAAGCACUGCCUUGGUAUGCGUGAAUACUGGAUAAGAGGAACAUAUCAGCUUAGACCCAAGCAGAAUGAAUAAUGCACAGAGGAGGCGGGUGGUUUAGGUGGGCCCUUGUGUGCGGGCGACCUCAUGAAUGCAUGCAAUGGGUAGUUUGUUAGAUGCUUGCGUCGUCUGUCCAACCAUAUCAGGCUGUGAUAUGCCUGUUGGUAAGCGAUGCCACCGGUUGGUGCAUCCGGACUAAUUAUAAUAUGGACUUAAGUACAUAACAUGUACUUCGCCC
Xylaria bambusicola is the source of this 1311-nucleotide messenger RNA. RefSeq lists its product as uncharacterized. Bases 194 to 802 code for a protein of 202 amino acids. The transcript has 3 exons. Lineage: Eukaryota; Fungi; Ascomycota; Sordariomycetes; Xylariales; Xylariaceae. The record is from RefSeq and is a predicted model, not a curated record.